CGACGCAGACGCCCCGCACGGAGGUGGCGGGCGCGUGCGCAGUCCGAAGCCACGCCCCCCCGGUUGCCAGGAGACGACGUAGGCGCCCCACCCACCCACGCCGGCAUCUUCAAAGAGCGAGGGCGGCCCAGCGUUGGCUGGUGCCAAGAUGGCGGUGGAGAUGCGCCUCCCCAAGGCCCGCAAGCCUUUCAGCGACCACGUGGAUGGCGACGGCCAGAGGCACUUGGUGGUGCCGGGGGAUACGAUCACCACGGACCCCGGCUUCAUGAGAGGUCAUGGGACCUACAUGGAAAAUGAGAAGCUCAUCGCCUCUGUGAUGGGCUGUGUGGAGAGAGUAAACAAACUGAUCUGUGUGAAAGCUUUGAAGACAAGAUACAAUGGUGAAGUUGGAGAUAUCGUGGUGGGAAGAAUUACAGAGGUUCAGCAGAAGCGGUGGAAGGUGGAGACCAAUUCCAGGCUUGACUCAGUCUUACUUCUCUCCUCCAUGAAUCUCCCGGGAGGAGAAUUGAGACGAAGAUCAGCAGAGGAUGAACUUGCAAUGAGGGACUUCUUGCAGGAGGGGGACCUGAUCAGUGCUGAGGUCCAGGCGGUGUUUUCUGACGGCGCCGUGUCUCUGCACACUCGGAGUCUGAAAUACGGCAAACUUGGGCAGGGCGUCCUGGCCCAGGUUUCCCCUUCUUUGGUGAAACGGCAGAAGACUCACUUCCACGACUUGCCCUGUGGCGCUUCGCCCAUCUCCAUGACAGAUCGUGAGGUGAUAUCCAGGCUGCGGAAUUGCAUCAUGUGUCUGGUUUCUCAGAAGGUGAUGUUAUAUGACACAAGUAUCCUCUACUGUUAUGAAGCGUCUCUUCCCCAUCAGAUCAAGGACAUCUUAAAGCCAGAAGUCAUGGAGGAGAUUACAAUGGAAACUCGCCAGAGACUUAUGGAGCUGGAGGGAUAGGAAGAUAGGAAAGACUGUAAUCAUUGCUUAGAACAGAGGUUGCCAGUUUUUGGUCUCCUAGUCCCCCUCGCCCCCAUUAUUGGGACAUAAAGCCCCAUCCACAUAGACCAGCAGAGCACGUAUAAGCAAGCCUUCAAAAAAUAUCAAAACAAUGCUGCCGAAGCAUAUAUUCCACGGAUCAAGGGGUUGGAUGACAGUGCAAAGCCUUGGAACUACCCAUUUUGUACUAUGUGCCAGGCCUUCUUCUAAUUGCUCUCAUUUUUGUACUAUGUGCCAGGCGCUCAUUUUUUAAAUUGAAAGUUCUGAAUUAGGAGUUUCUCACUGGUGUCCCCAUUAAAUUAUAAGCCCCUUAAGGCCAGAGGUAACUUAUUCCUUGUUAAGUCCCAAGCCUCUCACUUGCCAUGUUUUUUGUUGUUGUUGUGGUUUGUUUUUGUUUUUAAGUGGACGACGUGAAAGGCUCCCCUUUACCUGGGAUUUUACCCAGAAAGUGUGAUCUUCCAUUACAUUGGUCUCGCUCUCCAUUCUUUAUUUCCAUGUCUCAUUUCUUGCUCCAUUCCACAGCCUUAAAUUCCUUUGCUUUCCAGGAUUCCUCACUGUGCACAGUAGAAAAAUUAACUGGUUUUCAGAUAGGAUCUUAUUGAAGUGGGUUUCAAGAGAAGACACUUACAGCUCAGGAUUAUGAAUGAAGACCCGUAGUCCAGCGACUUUAUCAAGCCAUCUUGCCUCUUUUGGAUCCUCAUGAGUGAGAACACCCAGAAAGGAAGGUAUUGUUAUACAUUUUUGCAAACGGCCUAGCGUUAGUUAAGAAUCUGUGAGCCGGGACCUUUGGGGAUUGAAUACAGCUUGCUGUUUAACUAUUUUCUCAGUCUCUUAAUUUGUAAUGAAUCAAUUCCUUUUUUAACAAUAAAAUGUCAGAUAUUUGGAGCA
Messenger RNA from Tachyglossus aculeatus (Australian echidna), 1867 nucleotides. It is a transcript of the gene EXOSC2, whose product is annotated as exosome component 2. Gene Ontology annotation, cellular component: nuclear exosome (RNase complex); cytoplasmic exosome (RNase complex). The record is from RefSeq and is a predicted model, not a curated record. NCBI's taxonomy places the organism in Eukaryota, Metazoa, Chordata, Mammalia, Monotremata, Tachyglossidae. The transcript is spliced from 9 exons. Gene Ontology annotation, biological process: U4 snRNA 3'-end processing; poly(A)-dependent snoRNA 3'-end processing; TRAMP-dependent tRNA surveillance pathway. The coding region runs from base 149 to 940 and encodes 263 amino acids. Gene Ontology annotation, molecular function: RNA binding.